Messenger RNA from Pocillopora meandrina, 2148 nucleotides. Lineage: Eukaryota; Metazoa; Cnidaria; Anthozoa; Scleractinia; Pocilloporidae. The record is from the annotation of a GenBank genome assembly.
AUGUCAUACAGUAAUUUGAUCAAUAGGUAACACGAAAUAAUGUCCUAAGCAUCUGAGGAAGCAGUGCCGUACCAUCAAUUCUCUGUGCGGUAGAUAAAUGACCAUUUGUGAUUGUGCGCUCGUUCGACGUGAAAUCACACGUAUGAUUUCAGACCUUAGAAGAUACAUGAAGAAAUUAAUCAGUUAUGAUUGGUUAAGAUGGAUGCAGUUUUCAGGAAGAUCAAUGCAGAAGAGAGUUAAUUUAGUGCCAAGAAGAAACAAACCUGACUGAACAAUUCCUUGAACUGUUUAGCCGGACUUUGAACUUUUUUGCGCCUUAAAGAUGUGAAAAUAUCAGUGUAUAUUAUGGUUUUGAUCGUACGCGGUUAUUUUGACCGAACGCACAAUAUCACUUACAAGGUGUGAAUAAACUAUGUUGUACUUGAUGAGCGUGCUUUGCUUCUGCAUAAUUAUGAUAAGCUAUCUCGUAUUUUUUCGUGAAUAUUAUUAAUACGUUAUCACAUGAUUUUUCUUGUGCAAUUUGGAAUAAAUGAGCACUUCAUUUUUUUAUUACAAAGACCACAACUUGCACUCACCUCACGGGCUUGUGUAAUUUUGUUAGUCUUAGAAAAAAUUUCUCGUGCUUAUUUAUUCCAAAUUGCACUAGAAAUCAUGUGUUUACCUAUUCAAAAUUCACUCCUGUAAAUUGCCAUUAUAAAUUGCUUCCUACGUGUAUCUGCUUUCUGUUGCGUAUUCUCCUCCCCCCUGCCUCUUUUCCUGGCCCCUUUCUAGAAAGCCAAACAGAAACUAAGGGGCUCUUAAUAUGAUUUAUAGUUUUACACUAGAAAAAAAUACUGAACUUUAACAGGUAAAAAAGGGAGUGCGGCUUUCCAAUACCUAAUUGUUGAAAACUAAAUUCUGACAGCACUCAUCAUUUGGGUGAAUGACUCUCAAACUGUAUUGGCCCAGUAAGAUUUUCACUGCAGGCAUCUUCACGUUCUCAUUGGCUAAUUUUCAUUGAUAGAGAUAGAGCAUAAUUCUGUUUGGUUAGGGGGGCAUAAUAAUUCUCCAUAUAAAACUGGCAGCAGUGAUAAAUAUACUUUUAAGAGGUACCAAAAAAUAAUAUAUUUUUGUUCUGUACCUGCCUGGGAUAACUUAGUCUGAAAAGACUAUCAUUUAGACAUAUUCUGAUACCUUUCAAGGAAUUGUUUGCAAAAGCCAAUCUGCAUAUCAGCACACAAGUGCAAUUUUUAUCACAUGAUAAACACAUAUACUUUUAAACUCUUUGUGACUCGAUACACUUUUGCUUGGAAAGGUUCCUAAGAUAAUGAUUUUGAGGAUAUUUUGGGUGACGACAGAGAGUUUUUUAGUGCAGUCAGAGGUGAUUUCGAAGGAAAUACAUCUGACGAGGUAGGUUCUAUAUGUAUCUUUAUGUGCUAGCGACAGGUACAUGUUUCAGCUAAAAUUGUUUCCAGGUUAAUAUGUUUUCAACGUACUCUAUGUUAUUUGGUUUAUUUUAUUAAUGUAAUCAUGCGAAAAACAAUUAAUUUAAAAUUAUCGAAAACAAAUUAACCUGACAAACAACUUAAUUUGUUAAAUUUCCUUUUAUUAAGUGAUGUGUUUUGGAAGCAUUAUGAUAUUUUUCUGUCACUUUGUGUUGGAGGUGUAAACUUAUCAAGUUAGAGGUUUGAUAUUGUUAAAAGUUUCAUACAGGAUAAUACCUCUUACAUUAAGGAUCCUUUUUAUGUAUGGUACAUGAAUUGUACAUAAGUUUCUUCUACUCAGGUACAGAGACACAUUAACAUUACAACCAUGAAUGAAAAUUUCUUUCUUGUUUUUUUAUGGAGUCCAAUUCUUCUCACACUGAUGGAUCUGAAAGUGAAAGUGACAGAAAUUGUAGUGGUAGCGAUUGUAGUGAUGAUGAAGAUCCUGAAGUAUGGCAUGAGGAUGUGGAUGAUCUCUUUGAAGAUGUGGCAAAUGAUGAACCUCUGCCAGAACCAAUCCGACGCAUCAUCUACACAGACACUGAUAACAUUAUUUCAAUGGUUUAUUUACUUUUUGUUGUUUUGGCAAGCAACUUGCAAGAUAAGUGAUAAUGGCCUUGAGCGGUUGUUACAUUUUAUGUUCCAGUUUUUGCAUGUGAUGGGGAUCAAUUGCAUUAGUGAAUAG